AUGUUGGUACGUCAGGUUUUUGUCGCUCUGGCCAUCGCGGCUCUUUCUGGAGCUGUCCCAGCACCGGUCAAGCAUGUUUUACAUGAAAAGCGAAGCGAGCAUGUGGAUUGGGUGAAAGGAGAGCGCAUCAAGCGCGAUUCCGUGCUGCCUGUGCGCAUCGGUCUUACUCAGAAUAAUUUGGAGAAGGGUGAUGAGUAUCUCAUGGCUGUUUCUGACCCGAAAUCUCCCAAAUAUGGGCAGUAUUUGUCUGCGGAAGAAGUUCAUGAUUUGUUCGCUCCUUCAAAGGAUUCUGUUGACUCUGUUCGUCGGUGGCUUGAAUCCUCUGGGAUUCAUGGGUCCCGGAUUGUACACUCCGAUAACAAGGGAUGGUUGGCUUUUGAUGCCUAUGCGCAUGAAGCGGAGGAUUUGUUCAAGGCUAAGUUUUAUGAACAUGAGCAUGCUAGCACUUCCAGCAUGAAGAUCGGCUGCGAGGAGUACCACGUCCCCGAGCACAUCCAGGCGCACAUUGACUAUAUCACUCCCGGAGUCAAGCUCAGUCCCAUCGUUAAGAAGAGCACCCUAGCGAAGCGAGUGUCGCACCUGGCUCAUUCCAAGGGCACAGUGGAAGCCGAUGACUCUAUCAAAACCGCGGUUAUUUCUGAGAAGGCGAAGUCACUUCCUGCGGAUCUCCAGAGAUGCGGAACUGAUAUGACUCCGGCCUGCAUCAAGGCCUUGUACAAGAUUCCAGAUGCCACCAAGGCAAAGAAGGGCAACUCGCUUGGUCUCUAUGAGCAGGGUGACUACUUCGCCAAGUCGGAUCUUGAUCUCUACUACAAGGACUAUGCUCCUUGGAUUCCUCAGGGCACUUAUCCCAUUCCUGCCUUGAUUGAUGGAGCCAAUUUCUCGGUGCCUGAUUACAGCCCGCUGAAUACUGGUGAAUCGGAUAUUGACAUUGACAUGGCUUAUGCGCUUAUCUACCCUCAGUCCGUGACUCUCUACCAGGUUGAUGACCAGAUUUAUGAACCGAAAGAGGUUGCGACCACCAACCUGUUCAACACUUUCCUUGAUGCUCUCGAUGGUUCUUACUGCACAUACAGCGCCUUCGGCGAAACGGGCAACAACCCUGAUAUCGAUCCAGUCUACCCCAACCCGCAUCCUGAUGGCUACAAAGGCAAGCUUCAAUGCGGUGUAUACAAGCCCACAAACGUCAUCAGCGCUUCGUACGGACAAGCCGAAGCCGAUCUCCCCAUCGCCUACACCAAGCGCCAAUGUAAUGAGUUCCUGAAGCUCGGCCUGCAGGGCCACUCCAUUCUCUUCGCCUCUGGCGACUAUGGCGUCGCCUCCUUCCACAACGACGGAUCCGCCAACGGAUGCCUAGGACCCGAGGGAAAGAUCUUCAACCCCCAAUACCCCUCAAACUGUCCCUACGUGACCUCCGUCGGAGGCACCAUGCUCUACGCGGACCAGACGAUCAAUGAUGCCGAGAGCGUGAUGCACGCUGACUUGGGUGGUAAUGCCGCAAACUUCAGCAGCUCGGGCGGCUUCUCGAACUACUUCCCGCAGCCUUCGUACCAGAAGAAAGCCGUGGAGAAGUACUUCAAGAAGGCUCAGCUGACUUACCCGUACUACUCCGAGCUGGAAGUCAACGUAAACAAGACAAAGGGUCUCUACAACCGUAUUGGUCGUGCUUAUCCCGAUGUGUCGGCCAAUGGCGCCGUGUUCCCUGCUUAUACUGGUGGAAAGAUUCAUCACUACUAUGGCGCUAGCUUGGCGUCGCCAUUGUUUGCUUCGGUCCUGAAUUUGAUUAACGAGGAACGUCUUGACAAGGGCAAGGGCCCUAUCGGUUUCGUGAACCCCGUGCUUUACGCUCACCCGGAGGUUCUUAACGAUAUCACCAACGGUACCAAUGUUGGAUGUGACUCGGACGGUUUCAGUGCUAUUCCAGGAUGGGAUCCGGCUACCGGGUUGGGCACACCUAACUAUCCUAAGUUGAAGAAGCUGUUCUUGUCUCUGCCUUGA
Penicillium samsonianum is the source of this 1998-nucleotide messenger RNA. Its product is annotated as S53 family peptidase. The coding region runs from base 1 to 1998 and encodes 665 amino acids. Gene Ontology annotation, molecular function: serine-type endopeptidase activity; tripeptidyl-peptidase activity. NCBI's taxonomy places the organism in Eukaryota, Fungi, Ascomycota, Eurotiomycetes, Eurotiales, Aspergillaceae. Gene Ontology annotation, biological process: proteolysis. The transcript is spliced from 8 exons. The record is from RefSeq and is a predicted model, not a curated record.